Fusarium venenatum is the source of this 807-nucleotide messenger RNA. Lineage: Eukaryota; Fungi; Ascomycota; Sordariomycetes; Hypocreales; Nectriaceae. The record is from RefSeq and is a predicted model, not a curated record.
AUGUUCAAAAUAAUUGGUAUUAUGACUGUGAUCAUUGUGUUGCGGAAGCUAAUUCAGGACAACCCACUCGGUCUUCUUACAACUGCCAUUCCCUCUCCAAACCACCCCUUCCUUCAAAGCAGCCACAUUCCUUUUGUUCUGGAUAUUGGAUAUGGGGAAGAUGAGACAAACCUCGGCAAACUGCGAGGUCACCUCGCCAGAGUCAAUCCUCAAAGCAAGGUCAUGAUCGAGAACCUCACCGAGAACCCACACCUCAACAAUGUCAUCGAGCAAGACGUGAUAGUCAUCUUCAACUCUCCUAUACAACACUACGUCACGCCAAAGCUCUACACUGAGACAAAGCCUACAACUGGCAAGGUCGUUCCAACAUGGAACUAUGCAGCCGUCCAAGUCUAUGGCCGCGCCAGGAUCUUCCACGACACCAAGACAGAUGAAGCAGGCCGGUUCUUGUCUAAAAAGAUCUUAGAUCUGAGUCGUCAUGCCAAAAACAAGGUCAUGGGCUUUACCGGCGGCGAUAAUCCUAUCGAUUGGAAAGUGAGCGAUGCACCGGACAAGUUCAUCGAGCUUUUGAAGAAAAGCAUUAUCGGAAUCGAGAUCGAAAUUACAUCCAUGGGAGGGAAGUUCAUGAUGAGUCAAGAGAUGGGCAUGGGUGAUCGACAAGGUGUCAUCAAUGGGGUUUUCCAAGCUGGAAUCGGAGACUGCAAGGGAGAUGUCCAAGAUGGUGCAGGUCCGAAGCGAUCUGAAGGAAGCAAAGAAGGCGAGUGCUUAAUCAAGAGGUACCAUGACAGACUCGAGCCUGGCCUGUAG